CUAGAAACCUGCAAUGGAAUCCACAUGAGUAUAUAUUCUUCCCUUCCGCCUUUGGCUCUGGUCUCGGAAAUUCAUUUUCUCUGCUUCCGACGCAAUGGUGAAGUAUUCCAGGGAGCCCGACAAUCCCACCAAGUCCUGCAAAGCCAGGGGUGCAGAUCUCAGAGUUCAUUUCAAGAACACUAGGGAAACAGCACAUGCUAUUAGGAAGCUCCCUCUAACAAAGGCAAAAAGGUAUCUUGAAGAUGUAUUGGCCCACAAACAGGCCAUUCCUUUCACCCGCUUCUGUAGAGGUGUUGGAAGGACUGCUCAGGCGAAGAACAGACAUCCCAAUGGACAGGGACGAUGGCCUGUAAAAUCUGCCAAAUUCAUUCUGGAUUUGCUUAAAAAUGCCGAAAGCAAUGCUGAGGUCAAAGGGCUUGAUGUGGAUUCUCUCUACAUCUCUCACAUUCAAGUGAACCAAGCCCAGAAGCAAAGGCGCCGCACAUACCGUGCUCACGGUCGAAUUAACCCUUACAUGUCUUCCCCAUGCCAUAUUGAGUUGAUCUUGUCUGAAAAAGAAGAGCCUGUAAAAAAGGAGCCUGAGUCUCAAAUUGCUGCAAGCAAACCUAGGAAGGCUUAGGCAUUGCUUAUCCAAUUUUUUGUCCUUGUGAUGACUGUCAUGCACCCUACAAGUCAUGUUUCUGAUGUCAAAUGAUUGUCACUAUCAUAACAGUGGAUUGUCAUUUUGUAUUCCGCCUAAAAGUAAUCUGGUUGUUUAUGUUGUGAGCCAUUAGUAGUUUUCUUUUGAUGUGUUUAAGUUCAAUCUUCAUUUGUAUACAAAAUGGAAUUUUGGACAUGAUGCCAUUGUUUUUUUUAGAAAUGCGAAUUUGUUUUUUCAAAAUGGAAUUUUGGUCAUUAAGGGCUAGUUUGGGCACCUGAUACCGAAAUUAAGAUAUCUGAAUUAG
Molecule: messenger RNA, 944 nt
Organism: Cuscuta campestris
Lineage: Eukaryota; Viridiplantae; Streptophyta; Magnoliopsida; Solanales; Convolvulaceae
Source: the annotation of a GenBank genome assembly